Messenger RNA from Aureobasidium subglaciale EXF-2481, 1791 nucleotides. RefSeq lists its product as uncharacterized. Gene Ontology annotation, biological process: unsaturated fatty acid biosynthetic process. Gene Ontology annotation, cellular component: endoplasmic reticulum membrane. Gene Ontology annotation, molecular function: heme binding; stearoyl-CoA 9-desaturase activity; iron ion binding. The transcript has 2 exons. Lineage: Eukaryota; Fungi; Ascomycota; Dothideomycetes; Dothideales; Saccotheciaceae. Bases 94 to 1542 code for a protein of 482 amino acids. The record is from RefSeq and is a predicted model, not a curated record.
UUCCAGCGCCCUCCACUAACACCAAUCCUACCCCUCGACACUCAUUUGUUCGAAGGAGGCUCUCGCAUCUACUGCACUUGUAACUUGUGCAAUAUGCCUUCCCACCAGCCCGCCGCCGGCAUGAUGGCUGUCGACCCUGCCUACGUGUCGCAGCCUUCGCCCAUGGCUUCCAAGGACGAGCCCAACCGUAGCAAGUCCUACGACCCCAAGAAGCCUCACAUCACCGACACGCCUUUGACCAAGGCCAACUGGUAUAAGCACGUCAACUGGCUGAAUGUCUUCCUCAUUGGUGGCAUUCCCCUCAUGGGUCUGAUCCAGGCUUUCUGGACCCCUCUCCGUCUUUACACGGCCAUCUGGGCAAUUGCCUACUACUUCGCAACCGGUCUCGGUAUCACCGCUGGCUACCAUCGUCUCUGGGCCCACACUUCGUACCAGGCCACCACUCCUCUCAAGAUCUUCCUCGCCGCUGUUGGUGGCGGUGCCGUUGAGGGUUCCAUCAGAUGGUGGGCCCGCGACCACCGCGCUCACCACCGUUACACCGACACCGACAAGGACCCUUACUCGGUUCGUAAGGGUCUUCUCUACUCCCAUCUCGGCUGGAUGAUCAUGAAGCAGAACCCCAAGAGAAUCGGCCGUACCGACAUCUCCGACCUCAACGACGAUCCCGUUGUCGUCUGGCAGCACAAGAACUAUCUUAAGGUCGUCUUCGGCAUGGGUCUCAUCUUCCCCACUCUCGUUGCCGGUCUCGGCUGGGGUGACUGGCUCGGUGGCUUCAUCUACGCUGGUAUCCUCCGUAUCUUCUUCGUCCAGCAGGCCACCUUCUGUGUCAACUCCCUUGCCCACUGGCUCGGUGACCAGCCUUUCGAUGACCGUAACUCCCCUCGUGAUCACGUCAUCACUGCCAUCGUCACUCUCGGUGAGGGUUACCACAACUUCCACCACGAGUUCCCCUCCGACUACCGCAACGCUAUCGAAUGGCACCAGUACGACCCUACCAAGUGGUCCAUCUGGACUUGGAAGCAGCUCGGUCUCGCUUACGACCUCAAGCAGUUCCGUUCCAACGAGAUUGAGAAGGGUCGCGUCCAGCAGCUCCAGAAGAAGAUUGACCGCAGGCGUGCUGAGCUCGACUGGGGAACUCCUCUUGAGACCCUCCCUGUCAUGGAGUGGGAUGACUACGUUGAGCAGUGCAAGAACGGUCGUCAACUCAUCUCUGUCGCUGGUAUCGUCCACGACUUGGGCGAGUCUAACUUCGUCAACGACCACCCUGGUGGUAAGGCCAUGAUCCGCUCUGGUAUUGGCAAGGAUGCCACCGCCAUGUUCAACGGUGGUGUCUACUUCCACUCUAACGCUGCCCACAACCUUCUCUCGACCAUGAGAGUCGGUGUCAUCCGUGGUGGUAUGGAGGUCGAGAUCUGGAAGAAGGCUCAGCAGGAGAACAAGGACGCAUACAUCGCCAAGGACUCCAACGGCUCUCGUGUCGUCCGCGCUGGCUUCCAGCCCACCAAGGUCUUCGAGCCUUCCGCCACCGCUGGCGCUGCAUGAAGAGAUACCCCGUCGAGGCCCACUGCUUAGACCAUUUUGUUUACGUCCUUCCCAUUCCUCGCCCUUUCAGCGAUCAUCAUUGUACAUUCGGUAGCAAUUGCGUCUCACCUCCACGGCUUCUAGUUUGAGCUCAUUACGAUCGCUAUAGACGCGUCUUGUUGCACACUUAGAUAUGACUCUACCUAGUAAGCACCUACGCCCGACCAUGGGUCGUCUAUCUUAGAUAGACAUAAUGUCAUUUACGUCUCA